Phytophthora nicotianae INRA-310 is the source of this 1796-nucleotide messenger RNA. RefSeq lists its product as hypothetical. Gene Ontology annotation, cellular component: nucleus; cytoplasm. Gene Ontology annotation, molecular function: zinc ion binding. The record is from RefSeq and is a predicted model, not a curated record. Lineage: Eukaryota; Oomycota; Peronosporomycetes; Peronosporales; Peronosporaceae. The transcript is spliced from 2 exons. The coding region runs from base 53 to 1678 and encodes 541 amino acids.
GUUGGUUGAGCCAGCCAUCCAGCCAUUUGAUACCCAAGCACAGCAGAGCAACAUGUCGGAGAAGGCGCCGCAGGUGCUGGGCGGCACACGCCCCAACGUGGACGAGCGUUUCCACCUGAAGGACGUGGACGAGAACAACGAGGAGAACAAGGCGCCGGCUCCGUCCAUCUACGCAUUGCAGGCUGAGGAUGACGUGCCCGAGGUCACAACGAUGGAGAGUUUGUGCAUGAAUUGCCACGAGGACGGCACGACAAAGCUGCUGCUCACCAUGAUCCCAUACUUUCGCGAAGUUAUCCUCAUGUCAUUUGAGUGCGAACACUGUGGCUUUAAGAACAGCGAGGUGCAGUUCGGCGGCAAAGUGCAGGAGCAAGGCGCCAAGAUCGAGCUCGAGCUCACGGACAGAGAGGACCUUAACCGUCAGCUGAUUAAGGCCGAUGCCGGUGUUAUCUUCUUCCCGUCGCUGGACUUUGAGAUCCCUCGCGAGACACAGCGAGGAAGCAUCAACACCAUUGAAGGUGUACUGCAGAAAGCUAUUGAGGACCUGCGUGAGAACCAGGAACACCGUCGUGAGAUCGACCCUGAGACCACCGAGAAGAUCGACGAGUUCAUCGCCAAGCUCGCCAUGAUGUCGGCUGGAAUUACACUGCCAUUCACUAUUGUGUUGGACGACCCGUCCGGUAACUCGCACAUUGAGAACCCUCACGCGCCUGCUGCUGACCCCAAGAUGAAGGUUACGCACUACUACCGCUCGGAACAGCAGGACCUGGACUGUGGACUGCAACCCGAUAUGUCCCAUGACGCUCCUUCGCAGGCUCCGCGUGUGCUGCCGCACCGUAACGAGGGUCUGGAUAAGUUCGUGGAAGAGGCCAACAUCGCCAAGAAGGAGGUGAUCCAGAUCCCUGCCAACUGCUUCGCGUGUCAAGCGCCUGGUGUGUCGUGCAUGUGCAUGACGGACAUUCCUCACUUCAAGGAGGUGAUCAUCAUGUCGUUCAACUGCGAGGCUUGUGGCUUCAAGACCAACGAAGUGAAGGCUGGUGGUGCCAUCCCGCCCCAGGGCGAACGUAUUACACUUAAGGUGGACCCCAGCAAGGACCCGGAUGUCAUGGAUCGCGAUAUCCUCAAGGCUGACUCAGCAUGUGUCAACAUUCCCGAGAUUGAGCUGGAGAUGGCGCACGGAUCGCUUGGUGGACUGUACACGACAGUGGAGGGUCUGCUGGACAAGGUUCGUCAGAACAUCGAGGAAGGCAACCCGUUCGCCGUUGGUGACAGUGACGGCGGUCGCUCGCUACUGAACGCCUGGCUGGCGCGUCUUGACUCUCUGAAGCGUGGCGCUGAGCCCUUCACGCUCGUUCUGGAAGACCCACUGGCCAAUUCUUUCAUCUACUCGCCAUUUGGUGCUGCCGAGGACGAUCCGUACAUGACGGCGGAGAAGUUUACGCGCACGGAGUAUGAGGACGACGUGCUCGGUAUUACAGACAUGAAGGUGGAGAACUACUCGACCGACACUGGUCUGGGCAGCAUCACUGAGGAGGAGGAGGGCAAGGCUGAGCCUAUUCGUAGUGACAAGGAGACCAUGGGCGGCGGCCGCGCUAUCGACCCGUCCAAGUACCACCCGAAUCCGGCGGCCGUCAUGGAAGUGCGACAGCAGCUAGAGCAGGAGAAGAAGCAGCAACUGUAGGAUGAGGCUGCAAUGGCGACGUGCUCCAAGCAGAGAGGCUGGCAGAGCGCUUGUGACGAGCACCCUCCAUUGCGAAUACAACAAGCACUCUAAAUAGAUGACUACUUUUUUGCCACAA